AUGAUGCUACAGAAAAGAUUAAGUACACAACUACUACUCAAAAGAUAUUACUCAAUAGAUUACAUAACUUAUUCAAUACCCAAUGGAGAAUUCAAAUUAAGUGAUUUAUAUAAAGAUGAAAAAAGACAACAACCAAAACAUUAUAAUCAAAAACUACGGAAAAAAAUCAUAAAUCCAGAUAUGUUGAAUAGAAUUUUUCAAGAAGAUGGAUAUGAAUCUUACAGUAAGAAACAAAUAACCCAAUCUCAAAAAUUUUUUAAAAAUUUUAAAGUAAAUCUAGAUUGGACUUUAACUGAUUAUAAUGAAAUACCGAGUGUUAAAUAUGAAAUUUUGAGAAAUGAACAAUCAGCUAAAUCUCAGGAUAGUACCUCAUCAAGAAAAACAUUUGGAAUUAAACCAGAAUUAUUAACAAAUCUACCAGAAAUUUUAAUAAUUGGUCAUACAAAUGUUGGGAAAUCUUCAUUAGUAAAUAAUUUAUUAAAACCUAAAAAGACUUUAAAUAAACUUGAUCAAUUAGCUUAUGUUUCUGCAAGAGCAGGAUAUACAAAAACUUUAAAUUGUUUUAGAUUAUCAAAUAAAUUAAGAAUUAUUGAUAGUCCGGGGUAUGGGAAAAGAGCUAUUGGAACUCAAGGUGAUAUGGUUAUAAAUUAUAUAAAUGAACGUCAACAAUUGAAAAAAGUUUUGUUUCUUGUUGAUUCAGUGGAAGGAUUUAGAAAUGAAGAUAAACAUAUUAUAGAUCAUUUAAUUGAACAAGGGAUUCCAUUUGAUAUAGUUUUCACAAAAAUGGAUGAAGUGUUGAAGAAAUAUUUUAAAAAUGAUAUUUUCAAACUUGAAUAUCCUGAUGAUAAGAUAAAAGAAGGUAAUCAAAAAGUUCUUGAAUAUUAUUAUGAUUUACUUGAAGAUUCAAAUCUUAAUAAUUCAGUAAUAAGUCCAAGGUAUCUUUUCAAUAACACUCAAUUAAAUAAUUUUAUUGGAGAAUUUCAAGGUACUAAAUCAAUUAGAUGUAAUAUACUAGAAAGUUGUAAUUUACUUACUACUACAUGA
Molecule: messenger RNA, 1044 nt
Organism: Lodderomyces jiufengensis
Lineage: Eukaryota; Fungi; Ascomycota; Pichiomycetes; Serinales; Debaryomycetaceae
Exons: 1
Coding region: 1-1044 (347 amino acids)
Cellular component (GO): mitochondrion
Molecular function (GO): GTP binding
Source: RefSeq, a predicted model, not a curated record